GAGUGAGAAACCUUAAACCAUAAAAAUCUGUCAGCAGCAAACUCAGCGGUCAAAAUAUGAACUGGAAAUUUAUCCCAGUGGUUGCGUGGAGGUUUGGAGUUAUGGUGUAAUCCUGGGACAACCCCUGCAGAGGUCGUGCACAAAAUUACACUAUUCUGGAAAACAUUGCAGGACAAAGAAAAUCAGUGAAAUGAGAGGGAAAAAAAUGAGAAAUUUGAAAAGCAAAUUGAUCAAAGCGAAGUGAUCAGAGUACCGUGAUUUGGGGGCUACUUUGGGGGUAGUUUUUGGUGAGUUCGGGCUAUAAAUCUGUUGUGAUCCGCACUGAGCUGAGCUGAGCUGCAGACCUCCCUCUGGGGAGAGUGCCAGAGAGCAGAACGAGCACAGGCGGUGAGCAAUGGCUUUAGUGGGGAGUCUGGCGUUCAGCGCACUUCUUCUGGCAUUGCUGACCUACAGACUGAUCAGCCUCUGCAACAAGAUGGGUGUGUUCAAAGAAGUGGAUCAAAUUGAGCCUGGCAGCUGCCAUCUGAUUGAAGGAAUUAACUAUGGCUCUGAAGAUAUCACUGUCCUCCCUGGAGGGCUGGCUCUUGUUAGCUCGGGUCUGAAAUAUCCACACAUACACAGCUUUGCUCCUGAUAAGCCAGGGCAAAUUCUACUUGUGAAUCUGAAUGAGCCGGUGCUGAGAGCCAUUGAGCUGAGACUGAGCCGUGGUUUUGAUGUGGAUUCCUUCAAUCCACAUGGGAUAAGCACGUACAUCCACAAAGACAAUACGGUGUACCUUUUUGUGGUCAAUCACCCACAGCAUACCAGCACAGUGGAGAUUUUUAAAUUCGAAGAGGAACAAAAUAGUUUGACUCAUUUAAAGACUAUCCGACAUGAACUCCUCCACAGUGUGAAUGAUAUUGUGGCGCUAGGACCUGACAGUUUCUAUGCCACCAAUGACCAUUAUUUCAGUCAUGACUCCCUGACCUUCGUGGAGUUGACUUUGGACUUGUAUUGGUGCAAUGUCAUCUACUACAGUCCAGCAGAGGUAAAAGAAGUGGCAACAGGAUUUAAUUUCGCCAAUGGAAUUAACCUGUCUCCUGAUGGAAAGCACGUCUUUGUUGCAGAUGUUAUGGAUCAGAGCAUCCACGUCAUGCAAGUAAAUCCCAACAAGACAUUGACUCGAGUGAAGGUCUUGAAUGUAGGAACUGGGGUGGACAAUAUUGAGGUGGACAGCAAGACUGGAGAUGUUUGGGUUGGCUGUCAUCCUGUUGCUUGGAAACUUAUUUCCUACAAUCCUGAAAAGCCUGCAUUAUCUGAGGUAAUCAGAGUGCAAAACAUUCUUUCCAAUGAACCAAAAGUGACCCAGGUGUAUGUGAACAAUGGCUCGGUUCUUCAAGGCUCGUCCGUUGCCACGGUUUAUGAAGACAAACUGCUCAUUGGAACCAUUUUCCAUAAAGCUGUUUACUGUGAGCUCAGGGAUAGGGGAAUUCAUUUCUAGUGACCAGGGGAAAGGCAUGCUGAUCUGGGCAAAGUAACUAAAUCCCUGUGAAGUGAAAUAUUACUAUUGUAUUGUAGAUCUUUCUCAUUUGUCCUUUGAUGACUGGGAACUCAAUGUUAUUUCCUGUAAUUCAAAUUGCAGCAAUGGUGAAUGAAUAAUGAGUUUUGUAAUUCUUGAUAAUUGUUCUUUGGUAACUUUGUUAUUGAAUUUAGUACAGGGGAAUCCUGCUUUAACACUCUUUAAUUGAGUGCUGCCUCGAGUGGACCCAGGUUAAUUGGAAGAACAUUUUUUGUGGCUCACUUAUAACAAUGUCACUUGUAACAAUUGUUAAAGCAAUAUCAGUGAGACACUGGUGCCGGCUAUAACAAGGUUCCCCCAUAAUAUAAUAGUUUAAUGGUGGUGUGGGGAUAAUGAGGAUAAUUUUAUGUACUCAGUGCAAAUUAAAAAAAAAUCUUUUAACAGUAAUUUGAAAAACUCAGAAACUCACUAUUUCAGGUGCAUCGUGAGAGUAGAAUCAUUCACAUGAUCAGAAGAUGGGUUCGGAUGAAGAAGGCCCUUUGUCCCAUUUGAUCUCAGGGUUAUAUUCAGAUCAAUAAUUGUGUCUUAAUUAGUAACUCAAUGAAAAGUAUAACUAAUAAUAAUAAUAAGUCCUUGUCUGGGGUGUUAUUGCUGAGCAUUGUAUGAAUAUUGUUUGUGCUGUUACCCGACAAAAAAAAACCUGCACAAUUUUUAUAAUCUAUUAGAUGAAGACAUUCACCACUUUGAUGCCAUAACUACUGUAAUAGCAUUUGUCUAUCUCGAUUGUGUAAACAUUGUAAAGUGCUGUGUGAUUCUAUAACAGUUUUAAACAGCUAGACUUUAAAUACAGUAUUUUUACAUAGAGAUGAUUAUGGUCUCAGCAAAUCCCAUUGUAACAGAAAGUUAUCACUCAAUACUUUCGAGGUUUAUUUGCCUUGGAGUACCUUUUGUGAACUUUAUUUCUGAAUUUUCUUCUGUCGCUGUUUGUCUUGAAUUUUAAAGGGGCACUGUCACACAAAAGUUUGGCAAGUUCUUCCUUGCGUGGAUCCAAGAAGUGUUAUUGUUUUCAUCUGCACAACAUUCUCUCCAUACUCAACAUUUCAGUGAUCGUUGUGGCAUGAGGAGCACAGUACAGAAUGUUUUGAUGAUCUGAUGAAUAACAUUAGUCUAUCUACCUUAAUGUUUAUUGAUUUUUUUCAAAAUAUAGAAAUAAAGGAAAACUUGACCCUAA
Callorhinchus milii (elephant shark) is the source of this 2729-nucleotide messenger RNA. RefSeq names its product serum paraoxonase/arylesterase 2. Bases 395 to 1480 code for a protein of 361 amino acids. The transcript has 9 exons. Lineage: Eukaryota; Metazoa; Chordata; Chondrichthyes; Chimaeriformes; Callorhinchidae. The record is from RefSeq and is a predicted model, not a curated record. Gene Ontology annotation, molecular function: arylesterase activity.